Messenger RNA from Aspergillus alliaceus, 387 nucleotides. RefSeq lists its product as uncharacterized. NCBI's taxonomy places the organism in Eukaryota, Fungi, Ascomycota, Eurotiomycetes, Eurotiales, Aspergillaceae. The coding region runs from base 1 to 387 and encodes 128 amino acids. The record is from RefSeq and is a predicted model, not a curated record. The transcript has a single exon.
AUGAAGGCCAACUUCGCUGUCAUCAUUGCUUUCCUCACGGCCUCUAUCUCUGCCGCCCCCCUUGAGGUCCGUGAUGUCGCCCAAGUGACUCUUGCCCUCUCCAACGACCAGAGCGGGGCAUACGCUGGCGUCACUUUCCCCGCCGAUGGCAAUGACAGGAGCAUCAAGGGCCUCUACGGUGGCACCUCUGUUGGAGCCAGCGGCAACGUUCUCGCCUCGUCUGCUCAGCUGACGUCGUUCCCUCAGACCAUCAACUGUGUUAUCAAAAACAACGGUGUCCCGAUUGGAACACUCACCGCUCAGCAUACGUAUCUCGACUUGAACGGAGACCCGGCCUCCAAUGCCCCAGUCAACCUGAACAACGGUGUCGUCAAUUGCCGUGCUUGA